CCUUCGUUCAGCAAGCCACUCAGAUCAAGCUAGUGAGCAACGGCACAAACCCCAAAUCCAUCCAAGGAAACAAAAAUGGAGAGCUCAGUCGAGAGCAGCUGGUGGGUGCUGCCCCUGACCUUGAUUCCUGCCAUCUCCGGCCAGCAGCAGCAGCACGAUCAAAGCACGGCCGCCGCCAUAGCCACCAGCUUCGUCUACCUCGCCAUCCUCGCCUGCCUCGCCUGGGCGGCCAAGUCCCUGCUCUACUGGGCUCACCCGGGCGGGCCUGCAUGGGGCCGGCGGUACUGGACGAGCCCGUGCGCGAAGACGGCUCCGGCUCCGGCGCCGAUCCCCGGGCCGAGAGGGCUCCCGGUGGUGGGCAGCCUGGGCCUGAUGUCCGGACUAGCCCACAGCACGCUGGCCGCCGAGGCGGCAAGGACGCCGGGCGCGAAGCGGCUCAUGGCGCUGUCUCUCGGCCCAGUCCCCGCCGUCGUCACGGCCCACCCGGACGUGGCCAAGGAGAUCCUCGACAACCCGGCGUUCGCGGACCGGCCCGUGAACCACGCCGCCUACGGCCUCAUGUUCCACCGCUCCAUCGGCUUCGCGGAGCACGGCCCCUACUGGCGCGCGCUCCGGCGCGUGGCAUCGGCGCACCUGUUCGCGCCCAGGCAGGUCGACGCCUUCGCCCCUUACCGCGCGCGCGUCGGGGAAGACGUCGUGGCCGCGCUCCGCCAUGCCGGGGGCGGCGUCGUGAACGUGCGCGGCGUGCUCCGGCGCGCGUCGCUCUACUACAUCAUGCGCUUCGUGUUCGGGAAAGAGUACGACGUGUCGUCGGACUCGGGGAAGAAGGAUCAGGGGGAAGUGGAGGAGCUGCUGGAGAUGGUGCAUGAGGGUUAUGAGCUGCUGGGGAAGGAGAACUGGUGCGACUACUUCCCGGGGCUGGCGGGGUUCGACCCGCAGGGCGUCGGGGCGCGGUGCGCCGAGCUCAUGCCGCGGGUGAACCGCUUCGUGCACGGCAUCAUCGAUGAGCACCGCGGCAAGGCGAUGAUAGCCGGAGGAGAAGGAGAGGCGCAGCCGCUGGACUUUGUGGACAUACUGCUUUCGUUGCAGGAGAGCGAGGGGCUCGCCGACGCCGACAUCGCCGCCGUGCUCUGGGAGAUGAUCUUCAGAGGAACAGACGCCAUGGCGGUGCUGAUGGAGUGGACCAUGGCACGCCUCGUCCUGCACCCCGGCGUCCAAGCCAACGUGCACAAGGAGCUGGACGAGGUGGUCGGCAAGAGCAGCCACGUCACCGAGUCAGCCGUGCUCUCACUGCCUUACCUGCAGGCGCUGCUCAAGGAGGCGCUCCGCGUGCACCCGCCGGGGCCGCUGCUGUCGUGGCGCCACAGGGCCAUGUGGGACACCUACGUGGACGGCCACCUGGUCCCGGCGGGCACCACGGCCAUGGUGAACCAGUGGGCCAUGAGCCGGGACCCGGAGGUUUGGGCCGAGCCGCUCGAGUUCCGGCCCGAACGGUUCCUCCCGGGCGGCGAGGCCGGCCCGGGAGUCUCCGUGCUCGGCUCGGACGGCCGGCUCGUGCCGUUCGGGUCUGGACGGAGGAGCUGCCCCGGGAAGAACCUGGCCAUGACCACCGUCACGGCGUGGAUGGCCACGCUGAUGCACGAGUUCGAGUGGAUGCCGGCCAAGACCGGCGCCCCCGUCGACAUGUCGGAGGUGCUCCGCCUGUCAUGCGAGAUGGCGACGCCGCUCCAGGUCCGGGUGCGCCCCAGGCGCGGCGUUUGAAAGUCUGAGGCUGCUUUCGACGGCCAUAUAUGACUUCACCGUGUAGUUUCUUUCUUACUAGCCGUGACCCUGGGUUGUGCUUCCUGUUUGUGAAUAAGCUGGCUGGGAUGAACAAAAGUGUGCACCGGCUCAGCUUCAGUGUUUGGUUCAGAGUUUUCUUUUUGAACUUCGUCAGAAGUAUCAUCAGGUGUGAGCUUGAGGUUCCACGUUGGUGUACAGAUUGCAAGAAGAAAAUCUAUAAAGGAUUGUGCGUGUGCAGUGUGCUAGUACGCCGUUGCUUGUCG
Molecule: messenger RNA, 2045 nt
Organism: Brachypodium distachyon (stiff brome)
Lineage: Eukaryota; Viridiplantae; Streptophyta; Magnoliopsida; Poales; Poaceae
Product: cytochrome P450 78A9
Exons: 2
Coding region: 76-1761 (561 amino acids)
Molecular function (GO): oxidoreductase activity, acting on paired donors, with incorporation or reduction of molecular oxygen; monooxygenase activity; iron ion binding
Source: RefSeq, a predicted model, not a curated record